This is a messenger RNA of Oncorhynchus nerka (sockeye salmon), 2647 nucleotides long. RefSeq lists its product as uncharacterized. The record is from RefSeq and is a predicted model, not a curated record. The transcript is spliced from 9 exons. NCBI's taxonomy places the organism in Eukaryota, Metazoa, Chordata, Actinopteri, Salmoniformes, Salmonidae. The coding region runs from base 231 to 995 and encodes 254 amino acids. Gene Ontology annotation, cellular component: nucleus.
GCCCUGGGGCCUGUUGCACAAAAGUAGAAUUAAGACAUCCGGGAUAAAUGACUCAGCUGAGCUCAAUGAAGCCAAAACAUGUGCGUCCAGGCUUAAUUGGUUGCACAAAGACCAAGCCAGGAUGAGCAGACACGGAUUCAUUAAACCAGGUGAAACCAAUCCUGGAUAGGUGCGCGCUCACGGCUCACUCAAAUAGACCCCGCCACAGAUCACAGAUUAACUGAUUUACCAUGGCAACUAGAGCCGCGUACUUUUCCCCGUCGGAAGCACAAAUCCUCAUGGAGGCAUACGAGGAGGUAAAAGAUAUAAUUAAGAAGAAAGGCAACACCGCCACAGUGAUAAAGCAAAGAGAAAAAGCGUGGCAAAGUAUUGCAGACCGCCUGAAUGCAUUAAACAUGAACGGGCCAAAACGGACAUGGCAGCAGGUCAAAAUCAAAUACAAGAACAUUCUGCAGAAUGCAGUGAAAAAGAAUACCCACAGACAAGGCACGGGUGGUGGGUCACCAAAGGCUGACCUUACCCCAGCAGAGGACAUGGCCUUGGAGCUAAAUAAAGGCAGGCCCGUCUUAGAGGGGAUCCCUGGGGGGAAAGAGACGAGCAUAGGUUCCUCCCAAGAUGCCACCCGCUUCAUUCAAGUGCCUGGCAGCACUGUGUUCCUGUUAGAGCCACCAGCACAAGCACCAGACGAUGCUGAUCCAGGUGAAGGCCCCAGUGCAGCAGCAACAGCACAUGAUGGAGACGAUGAUGAGGAGGAGACCAUCUCUCUGGAUUCCAGAAGGCAUGAGGACCCAGAUGCUAUACAGUGGGAAAACCAGCCUGGCAACAUAAGCUCACAAGCUAUCAGAAAGUUGUAUGGCAACCACCUCCGGCGCCAAAUAGAACUGGCAGACAUAGACAUUCAGUACAAGAAGAAAAAGAUGGAAAAUCUUGCACUGGAGUCUGAAAUAAAAAAGAGGACAAUUAGGAAACUGGACCUUGAAAUAAAAAAAACUUGAGAGGGAGGUGAGAUAUGCCUUCAAUGUACACUGUAUGCUAACUGUAACACAAAUGUAUUAAUCAUUAUUUUUCUUUCCUCCCCCAGCUCCAAGAAGAUGACACAGCUCAAAAUAAAAAUGAGGUAUAUUCUCGUAAAGUCAAGUGAGCCAUGACAUAUGAGCUCUUAUUGUGAGCACACAGGACGGUGGCAUCUUUCUAAGGUUUUUUUUAUUUUCCCAGCAAUCAGUACAACCAAGUCAUCGUUAUAAGGCAUCGCCCUCUUUUGCCCACCCCCCCAGCACCAGGUGUGGCCACUAGCCUAUAUGAAGGCCCAAAAUUGUGUGUUCCUUUCUGCUCUGACAAUGGCAUGCCCAUUCGUGCGAGAUGUGGUGGAUGAAGAAGCACUUGUGCUGAGGAGAGCCUUCAGGCGAGAAAGGGUCUUCAGGGACCGGUUGGACCCACUGGCCUUCCCUGAUGACCAUCUAUAUGAAAGAUACAGGUUUUCUGCAGAUGGCAUCAGGUAUCUAUGCAGACUACUGGGUCCCAGGAUUAAGCACCGCACUGCACGGAGCCAUGCACUGAGUGUGGAGCAAAUGGUUUGUGUGGCGCUUUUUUGCUAGUGGAGCCUUCCUGUACUCAGUGGGGGAUGCAGAACAGCUGAACAAGGCCACAAUUUGCCGCACAAUAAGGAGUGUGUGUCUGGCUAUCAAAGCAUUAGCAGAUGUCUUCAUCUCCUUCCCUGGCCACAGAAGACUCUGUGACAUCAAAGAGGAGUUCUAUAGGAUUGCAGAUGGUCUGCAAUGCUGACUGUGUGAUCAGCAAUGUUGUGGCAAAAUGGCCUGGCUCAGUCCAUGACUCCAGAAUCUUUCGGGCCUCUGAAAUCUAUCAGUGCCUAUCACAAGGUGAAUUCUCUGGUGUGUUGCUGGGAGACAGGGGGUAUGGCUGCCAGCCUUUUCUCCUGACACCUUUCACAGACCCCAGGAAGCACAGCAGGCCUACAACCAUGCCCAUGCCAGGACCAGGGCCAGAGUUGAAAUGACCUUUGGCCUCCUGAAGGCACGCUUUCACUGCCUUCACAAAUUAAGGGUCAGCCCUGUUAGGGCAUGUGAUAUUACUGUGGCUUGUGCUGUCCUCACAAUGUGGCCUGCCUGAGGAAGGAGAGGGCCCCCAGAGUGCCACCAGCCAUGGACUGGGACAAUCCGGCAAUCUUCCCUGAUGACGACAGUGGUCGGCUGCUGAGGGACCAAUAUGUGUUGAAUUAUUUUAGUUAGUAUGUGUGCUUUCAAUUUUGGUUAAAUAUGUCCUGCGGUGGCAGAGGAAUUUGGGUUUUUUUGGGUUCGUUUUUGACGAAUUUGGCCUCUUAUGAUGUUUGUGCGGUAUACUGUGUGUAAUACAAGGCUGCAGGGAGGCUACUGCAUCCAUUCAUUUGUCUGUUCAGUUGAUGUGUAUGGAUUUGUCCUGCAUUUAUUUUAGUGUGCAGACAUGCAGGGUGUGUUAUAUACAGACCUUUGAAUGUGUAUGUAUCAUUUUGUAUAAUAUGCUUGGAUUCUGUGCUUUCCAUCUUGUAGAGUCACUGUGACUUCAGUUUCGAAAGGAGCUGAUGGUUUACCUGCUUUGUUUUGUCCUUAUUCAAUAAAGGAACAUAAUGUUACACAUUGUGUUUUUAUAUUCA